AUGGGCUCUGCAGUGCUGGCGAAGCUAAGCGAAGCAUCAAGGAAGGACCAAUCAUCCCACCUUCCAUUAGUUGAUCCUCAGGAGCACGACUCACGAGUAUUUAUUUCAGAAGCCAAUGAACAAUGGGUAACAUACAUCACACUGAUUGAGGAAGCAGUGGCAUCGUACAAGACCUGUGACCCUCAAAGAUGCUCUUGUCAUUAUCCGCUUAUUAAGAAAGACUUGGCAAGUUUUAAAGAUGGCAUUAUUAAAAGUAUUAUCCAGUCAUCAAGAGAAAGGUCGCUAGAUGAAAAAGUGAAGAUAAGUAAUUUUUUUUUUUUCAGAGGGUCUCGCACAAGCUCAGAGAGAGAUGCACUCGUAUAUCUAUCAAGAGAGAACCCAGACAUUGCUGAUGCUCAGUACACAAAGAACCAAGCCUGGAAAUCAGAUGCUGAUACUUUGUAUGCCCCUCCUGCUUCUGAAGUAGCACUUGAAGAGCAUUGCAAAUACAAAUAUCUCUUCAACUUCAGGGGAGUAGCUGCUAGCUUCAGAUUCAAACAUUUAUUCCUGUGUCGCUCACUUGUUUUUCAUGUGGGUGAUGAGUGGAUCGAGUUUUUUUACCAAAAGAUGAAACCUUGGGUGCAUUACAUUCCAGUUAAAACUGGUGCAUCAAAAGAGGAAAUCAGGUAUGACCAUUUUUCUUAUUCUUCUCAAUAUGUUUGUAGUCUCCUUUUCAGUGUGAUGCCUUGAGUAUGAUUGGCUCUAAAUUCAAAGGAUUGGAUCUACCCUCCCUUUCCUUGGAUCAAACCUAAUUGCCUCCCAUUUCCCUGGCACACUGUAUGAUCCUUGUGGAUUUAGUACUACCCACUGAAUGGAAUAAUUCUCGGUAGGAUUAUGCAUGCAUAUCUACAAAUAUUGCGGUGAUGGAUAAUUGUAAUGCCUUGUAUAUGUGAAUUGCAUAAAUCAUGUUGAAAGUGUUAUUUGUCAUUUCUAUUCACCUUUAAAUAUCACACAGCUUAGACCUGC
This is a messenger RNA of Cherax quadricarinatus, 1005 nucleotides long. The record is from RefSeq and is a predicted model, not a curated record. NCBI's taxonomy places the organism in Eukaryota, Metazoa, Arthropoda, Malacostraca, Decapoda, Parastacidae.